GUGACUGUCACACUGACAGUUGACAACUAAAAUCCCUAGAGGUGCCCCAAAAAUUGUUAUCUGACUCGUUGGGAGGAGGUUUUGUUCAAUUAAAUAACAAAACCUGCCGAUUUAUUAUCGAAUAUUAAAAAAAUGAUUCGUUUUAUAUUAAUCCAAAACCGGGCAGGCAAAACACGUCUAGCUAAAUGGUAUAUGAAUUUCGACGAUGAUGAGAAGCAAAAACUGAUAGAAGAGGUCCAUGCUGUGGUCACAGUUCGUGAUGCAAAGCACACCAACUUUGUUGAGUUUCGCAAUUUCAAGAUUGUCUACCGUCGAUACGCCGGCCUUUACUUUUGCAUAUGCGUCGACGUGAACGAUAAUAAUUUAUGCUACUUGGAAGCAAUACACAAUUUUGUUGAAGUACUCAAUGAAUAUUUUCACAAUGUUUGUGAAUUAGAUCUGGUUUUUAAUUUCUACAAAGUGUAUACUGUUGUUGACGAGAUGUUUCUGGCGGGUGAAAUUAGGGAAACGUCCCAGACCAAGGUACUCAAGCAGUUGCUAAUGUUAAACUCACUUGAAUAAUUUUAUCAAAAACAAUAUCAUACAGUAGAAUCUUUUAUUUUAUGCCAUUCCUGUAUUUUGUGUGUAUAUAUUGACAAUACAGGGCCGUUAUUUAAGUCUAGUGGAAAUAUCGUCAAGAUUCGGUGUUGAUGUGAUGUGUUUAUUUCUUAUUAAUUUAAUUAUAAUAAAUUAUGAAUGAAGAGCCAACAUGAACAAUAUAAGUACAUUCCCAAUUUUUAUUUAUUGUAAGUACAGAAUUGUAUAAAUACUGGUGUUCAAACAUAAAAGUUAAUAAAAGCUUCAAAUUUUAAAACUA
Molecule: messenger RNA, 856 nt
Organism: Tribolium madens (black flour beetle)
Lineage: Eukaryota; Metazoa; Arthropoda; Insecta; Coleoptera; Tenebrionidae
Gene: AP-2sigma
Product: AP-2 complex subunit sigma
Exons: 3
Coding region: 133-561 (142 amino acids)
Biological process (GO): intracellular protein transport; clathrin-dependent endocytosis
Cellular component (GO): membrane coat; intracellular membrane-bounded organelle; AP-2 adaptor complex
Molecular function (GO): clathrin-cargo adaptor activity
Source: RefSeq, a predicted model, not a curated record